AUGACAGAGACAAUGAUGCCAAACGAAACAGUGUUGAAGGAGGGAUGGAUGGAAAAGCGAAGCAGUGGGCUUCUACAGCAGUGGAAGAAAAAAAGGUGUGUGCUAACAGAGGAUGGCCUGAAGAUGUACGAUUGCAAGGGAAAGUCUCAGGCCAAGCAGCUCAGCUUUAAUGCCAUGAAAACAGUGGACUGUGUCGAGAGGAAAGAGAAGUACGUCUACUUCACUGUGGUGAUGGAAGACAAGCAGGAGAUUGACUUCAGGUGCCUACAGGAGGGAGAUGCAAGUUCCUGGAAUGCAGAAAUCACAUUAGGUCUGGUCCGAUACAAGAAUCAGCAGGCGAUUCAGAUGGUGCGGUCCCAGCAGAUGGCACUAUGCUGUACACCUGAACAGAAUGCUAUAGUGUCUUGA
Protopterus annectens (West African lungfish) is the source of this 408-nucleotide messenger RNA. It is a transcript of the gene PHLDA3, whose product is annotated as pleckstrin homology like domain family A member 3. Gene Ontology annotation, biological process: positive regulation of apoptotic process. The record is from RefSeq and is a predicted model, not a curated record. Lineage: Eukaryota; Metazoa; Chordata; Ceratodontiformes; Protopteridae. The transcript has a single exon. Bases 1 to 408 code for a protein of 135 amino acids. Gene Ontology annotation, molecular function: phosphatidylinositol phosphate binding.